ACAUCUGGCGGCACCCGAAGCAGCACGGGAUUUGGCGUUGUAAAAGCGCGUAAUGUUGUGAUGUUGUUGUGUGCAGAAGCAUGGCGAAAACAACAACUCAGGAUUGAGAGAAUUAAGAGAGGAACACCAUUCAAUCCAAUCUCUCAUUUCUCUUCCCUUCUCUGAAAUUUCAUUGCAUGUCUGCACACCAAUUUCUAACAAUGGCGAUGAUCACGUGCCCGCGAUGAAGCCUUGCACGACAUUGUUGCGACCAUCGACAUGCGUUGGUUACCCACCCUCAUCUUCUCCCAUUCCCAUUCAUCCUCUUCACCGUCAACCUCACCGUCGUCGUCGUCGUCGUCUUCGGCCACUCGCAAAUCCUCCUCUCCCACCUCAUCUACCGUGUCCCACGCCAGGAAGCACACCCGCUCUGCCUGGUUCUUCGGCGGCACCAGAAAGUCGACGCGCUCAAGGAAGCUGAGCCACGUGGAGGACAUAGACGCCGUCGUCAUCACCCCCUUGUCGCGCUCCACCAGCACCUUCGAUCUUUCCUCCGCCCCCUCCUUCGGACCUCAGCCGUUACCCUUGCCCAGAGCCAUCGACUCCCGUUUACCCUCCUCCAAAGAUGUCGCCGCCGAAAAACCCAAUGCCGCCGUCGACAAACCCAAUGCCGCCGUCGAUUUUACCCUCCCCGCUGGUUUUCAAAUGCGCAGUGUAUUCGCGAGGGAAGAGAAUAGAAAAAAUAUGGAGCACGUGGAGACAAAGUCACCAAGGGUGGCGCCUCAGCAAGACACGAGCAGUGGUGCAAGUACAAGUGCUCAAGGAGAUAACUUCUGGUUGAGUGCUCCUGCAAGAAGUGCUCCAACUAGUCCUUUUGCCAGUCCCAGAAUCAUCCCAAACAUUGCCAAAACCGAUGAUUUUGUCCCGUACUAUUAUGUGUCACCCAAAGCCAACCAAUUCUGGUCUGCACCAGAGAUGCCAACAUCCGACCCUUCAGCUGGGCACCCACCUCCUGCUUUCUUUGAUUUAUCAGCACUGCGCACUGAUACCACCCUUUCUCCUCCCCAUCAAAGCCCGCGGGGAAAAAGCCCCACCAAACACCCCAAAAGCCCCAAUGCCCAUUCUUCUUCUUCUUCUCCUUCUCCUUCUCCAUCCAUACACCCCAUUUUAUCCCUUGACAUCUCAAUGGCACGUCGGGAAACCACUCUUCCUUACUCUGUCCAUCCCUUACCCUUGCCUCCUUGGGCUGGGCCUGGAGCUCCCAUAGUCUCACCUCCUGCUAUCUUUUCCCUUCCUGUUGCUAAGACGGAACCCUUGCCAAUGAAAAAUCAGUGGCAAAAAGGAAAACUUAUUGGCAGAGGUACCUUUGGAUCUGUUUAUGUUGCCACCAAUAGAAAAACUGGAGCAUUGUGUGCAAUGAAGGAAGCAGAAGCCUUUUCCGAUGAUCCAAAAUCUGCAGAGUGCAUAAGACAGUUAGAGCAGGAAAUUAAAGUUCUUAGCCAACUGAAGCAUCCAAACAUUGUGCAGUAUUUUGGUAGCGAAAUAGUAGAAGACAAGUUUUAUAUAUAUUUGGAAUAUGUACAUCCUGGUUCAAUGAAUAAAUACGUUCGUGAACAUUGUGGUGCAAUAACCGAAUGGGUUCUUCGGAGUUUCACACGCCAUAUUCUUUCGGGGUUGGCUUACUUACAUAGCAAAAAGACAAUUCAUAGAGACAUCAAAGGGGCUAACUUGCUUGUUGAUUCUGCUGGUGUCGUUAAGCUUGCUGACUUUGGGAUGGCCAAACAUCUAACUGGACACGUUGCAGAUCUUUCUUUGAAGGGAAGUCCAUACUGGAUGGCUCCAGAGCUUAUGCAAGCAGUUGUACAAAAGGAUAAUAGCGUUGAAGUAGCUUUUGCUGUAGAUAUUUGGAGUUUGGGUUGUACAAUUAUUGAAAUGUUUACGGGAAAGCCUCCUUGGAGCGAGUAUGAAGGAGCCGCAGCUAUGUUUAAGGUUAUGACGGAUACACCUCCUAUACCAGAAACAUUGUCAGCUGAAGGUAAGGAUUUCUUGAGGCUCUGCUUUAUAAGAAAUCCAGCCGAGCGACCAAGUGCUUCAAUGUUAUUAGAUCAUAGAUUUCUGAAAAACUUAUGACACCCAGAUGUUUCGUGUUCCACGCAUCUGUAUAAUGGAGCACCCUUAAUGGAUAUCUACAGUCCCAGAGAUUUGAUCACAUUUCCAUUUCCUGUGAACAUAUUGCUGAGGGAAAAUAGCCACUGCGAGGUGAGAAUUUUUCAUUAUGAUGUCCUUGCCAUUAUCCUCUGCUGGAAAUGGAGAUUGAAUACGUUGCAGUGGCAUCUCAGCGCUCUACUCGCUCUACUGUUGAAGUGCCUGCAACACUUUGGAUGAGAUUUCUGUGUCGGUGUCAAAUAUGGUGGCUAUAAGAAAAUAAUGACUGGUCUGGUAGAAGUACGUUCUCAUACAUUAUGCCAAUGGCUUGAGUUCAUCUGGACUUGUUUAGGAUGACUUGCACCUGUAGAUGUUGCAGGUUCUUUCCAGGGAUUGUCACCGACGCCCUCUCUAAGUAACAAGCUUGUUCAGUGUUCACCAUGGAGUUAACAGCACGAGACUUUGGAAGCAAAUUUUGUACAAUAUUAGUGAUCCAGAAGUGACACAGUGCAGUCAAUUUUUUUAACAAUAACAGCAAUGAUUUUUUACAUUAAAAUGGAUUAUUUAUUCAUUACAUACUGAUCAAAU
This is a messenger RNA of Vigna angularis (adzuki bean), 2712 nucleotides long. RefSeq names its product mitogen-activated protein kinase kinase kinase 5. Bases 259 to 2109 code for a protein of 616 amino acids. The transcript has 10 exons. Gene Ontology annotation, molecular function: protein kinase activity; ATP binding. NCBI's taxonomy places the organism in Eukaryota, Viridiplantae, Streptophyta, Magnoliopsida, Fabales, Fabaceae. Gene Ontology annotation, biological process: protein phosphorylation. The record is from RefSeq and is a predicted model, not a curated record.